ACACCACGUGACUCCACCGCCAACAAGACACUUCUGAAGCUUCCUGGACCGAAAUGUAGAAAUGAAAGGGAAUUGGAAAAAAACGUCAAAAAGCCAUUUAUUGUAUUGUACGCAGUAAAUAACUAAAAUGUCUAACAGUUAAAUGCGCACAUAUCUUUAACACUGAAUACCGCGCACAUUCAGGCUUCCCCCAACACAAACACUCUGCGUGUCAGUGUAUAUUUCUAUGAGAAAUACAUAUUUCCAGUGCAGACCACGAGAACGACCGGGACCUACAGUGCGUCACUGCCUGCGCGCGUCCCCGCCUCUUCAACUACGUACAUGCCUGCUCAUCUGUCGCCCUCCCUGCGUAAUAACGGACGGGUACUUCCUCGCUCCCAGUCAAAAAGCCACUCUAGUAUUCACCAUCUUCUCUAGGGGGUUGACGGCUAGAGAACGCGACUGUAUCGCUAUGCGCCGAGCAAUAUAAUCUGCCAUUGUUCGGUGCACGCGCUCGUGUUUACAGCAUCCCUCGGUCAGCGCGUGGGACAUUGAUUCAGGGUAAAAAGAAGCCCUUUCGGUUUUACCAUGGCAAGCGACGUGCUCCACAGAUUCAUCUGCCUUUGUCGAUAUCUACAGGAUCCCUGCCAUGUUGCCAGAUUCCAGAAGCUCUGCGGGGUCCGCGGGACGUUUGCGAAAAAAGCAGCCGAGAACGACGACAAGCUGUCGGUCAACGGGGCUUGCGCGGGGCAGCGUCAGGGAGCGCGCGAGGCUAGUGGAGACUCGGCGGACAGACUUCCGGGCCAAAGGCUGAGGAAAAGUUUAAAUGUUAAGCAGGACGAGUGUGCCCACAAUGGACCCGCAGACACUGACCCUAAAGGCACAGUGAAGCCCCUGCGCAGGAACUCGCUGACCGGUGAUGUUGGCCAGGAGUUCAUCAUCGAGAACAAGUUUCUCUUCUAUCUCUUCACCAUCGGCACCGAGCUGGGCAACGAGAUGUUCUUCAUCGUCUUCUUCCCCUUCCUCAUGUGGAAUGUUGACCCGUAUGUGAGCCGGCAGCUGAUCGUUGUGUGGGCCUGGGUGCUGUUCCUCGGACAGUCUACGAAAGAUGUGGUGCGCUGGACCCGUCCCGCUUCUCCUCCGGUGGUCAAGGUGGAGGUCUUCUACAAUUCGGAGUACAGCAUGCCCUCCACACACGCCAUGUCCGGCACCGCGCUGCCCUUCUCUCUCUUUCUGCUCACUUGCAGCCGGUGGGAGUAUCCAUUCAUGUUUGGAUUAAGCAUAGCUCUGUUCUGGAGUAUCCUCGUGUGCAUCAGCAGGAUUUAUAUGGGCAUGCACUCUGUCCUGGAGGUGAUCACAGGCUUCCUCUACAGUGUGCUCAUCCUGGCAGUUCUUCACCCCAUGCUUGAUGAUAUCGACACCUUCUACUUGUCCCAUAGCUAUGCCCCUCUGGUGGUCCUGCUCGUGCAUGUUGGCUUCAGCUUGGUGGCUUUCUCAUUGGACACUUGGAGCACAUCUCGUGGAGACACUGCACAGGCGUUGGCCACUGCUGCCGGAGCUGCACUGGCAUGCCGCCUGAACCACCAACUGGGUCUGCUGCCAGAUCCUCCUGAAGAAGCUCUCCCGCUCGCCCUGCCCUUGAUCGAUGAGGCCUUGUUAACCCGCUCCGUCAUGCGGAUGCUGAUGGGAGUGGCGGUGCUUUUGGCUGUCAGGGCUGCCAUGAAGGUGGUGGCGAUCCCAUUGGCAUGCAAGAUCUUUGGCGUUCCUUCGGAUGAUGUGAGGAAAGCUAGGCAACACGCGCAAGUAGAGCUCGCAUACCGGUUUCUGGUAUAUGGCACAGUGGCCUACUGCUGCGUUUGCCUGGUGCCACUUCUCUUUGGACUCCUCGGCUUAUCCUGAAGAAAAUACCUCUCUCUGUCUGAACGUGUAGUUAUCCGGUUUAUAUCCUAGCUUAACCUAUACAUGACCUGGACUAGUCAACGUCUACAGUUCUAGUCAAAACCAACAAACCUGGAAAAGCCUUUUGGUUUUAAACACAUAUGAAGUAUAUGUUGAUGAUAAUAUCGCUCCAUUUUCAUGCUAAUUUAUUUCACUUGUUCGGUUUACAGAUUUGUAUUAAUCUGAUUACUCUGAACAGGGUUUUUAGGCACAUUUGUUGCCCUCGGCAGGACCUCAUUUUUUCUUGGAAGUCAGUUUGUGAUGUCAUUAUCAUCAGAGGACCUGUUGACUUCUCAAAAAGGUCUCAAAUGUUUCCUGCAGUUGUCUCUAUUGAUGCCCACCCAUCCUGGUCUCUUGUGCUGUUUCUCACUCAACAAUUCACAUGAUUGUUUCUCACUUUACAGUCUGGAGCCUUUCCCAUUUUGUUUUCAUCUUCUGGAAGCAAACUAUACGGGUGGCCGCCCUUGUCCGAUAUGAGUGUCCUUUUAUUUAAGGGCUCACUUUUAAAACAUUUUGUAACUGUCCGAUCUUCCCAGGGAUUCUUUCUUCUCCCGUGGGUCCAUUCCAGAUCUGUGCACUCGCCCCAAUGGUUCAUUCAAGGGAUCAGGGAAAAAGACACUAAAAUCUGAGAGAAAGUGUAGAAAGUUCUGUUCUAAUCUCAAAAUGGUUGGAGCUCACGCCUCACAAUAAGCGGUAAUGUAUUGAGAGAAUGAGGGGAGGGAACUUCCUGUCAGUGUGAACGCUGUAUACACAAACUUCCUGUGGAUGUGUGCCUCUGAAACCCAAGCUUGGAAAAGAGCGCUUUGAAUAUGAAUGCAGCAUAUCUUUCUUAACAAUACUGUCAUUAUCAAUGUAUUAUUUAUUAUACACGUCAAAUGUUUUUAAACAUUACUAAAAAAGUAGGAUUUAUCCAGAUUGUAUAGUUCAGGACUUUAAGGCAAGACCUUUUUUCAUUUAAUUAUAUGUAGGCUUCUGUAAUAUUACUGUUGGAUUAUGACUUUGAUUAAAGACACAGUAUGCAAUUUUUACCACUAGAUGUCGCAUAUUCACAACAAACAAAGGCGUAGAUUGAUACUGAGAGUGGAAUCAUAUAAGUUGUCAUCUUCAUUACAUUCAACGGGACUCCUGCAGAAAUCAUGUUUAUAAAUGAGUAUUCAUAACUUAUUAUCAUGAUCGUAUGACGCAGAGUAAACCUGAAAGCUGUUGAAGCCUAUCGAGAGCGCUGAAGCAACUGCUGAUGAGAGACAAUUAUUAUGCCACACUCUACGUAUUGUUCAUGGUCACGUGGGAAAAAGCAUGGUGUAUCAUACUAAAUACAUUUUAGAGUUCUGUUAUAAUGCUGCUAGGUGCAGUCUAAUUCAACGCACAAAAAAUAAACUGUCUGCAUCCGAAAUCGCCUACUGCUCGGUAGGAACUGCAUUUGAAUUUAAACGUAUUACUCGGCUGUUAAAAAAGUAUGUUCUAUACAGUAUGAAUGGAACUUGGAUGUACUACAUCCGCCAUUUUGUCAUAAUCACUUGACCUACCCACAUAAGUUGCGUCACUUCACUCCCAUUCAUAAAUUCUCUCGCGGGCAUCAUGGAAUAGCGUAGCGUCCAUUCGAUGCCGACUUAGAAAUCUCGCCGGAAGUAGGUCAUCGGGGUACUUUAUGCAUACUGAUUUUCAAAUUUGAUGAAUUCGGAUAUACUACUCGACUCGUAUACUAAUUUUACCAUACUAUAUAGUAUCUAUAUAGAUAUAGUAGACUAUAUAGUAUAGUAGUAUACAAUUUCGGACUUAGCCAACGUCUUCCAUGCCGCCAUUAGCAUUGCGACACAGAACACAGUCCAUGUCACUAGCUAAAAUAGCUUAUUCCUGAGUAUUUGAACAUUCCUCAUACAAUUUAGAAUAAUUAAGUACAAAAGUCGGCAAAAUUAUAACACUGUUCUAGUGCUUUUUGGAUAUUUAACAACACAAUUUCAUGGCAAUUCGUAACUUUUUGAUUUAUUGGCUAAUUUGUAGGAUAUCGUUUGAUCUCAUUUGUACAAUUUAGUACAAUUUACUCAUCCCCCAAUGAUGGUUGGGUUUAGGGGUGGGGUUGUGUGCCAAGCCUCCUUUUUAAAAUCAGAGAUUUUCAUGCGACUGAACUCUGAAUUCGCCACUAAACUGACAAAACGUAAAAAAAUUAAUUGUCUUUGGUAAUUCCAUCAUUCCAUGCAGCCAUUAGCAUUGCGACACAGGAGACUAACACUAGUUAAGAUGGCUUAUUCCUGAGGAUUUGAACAUUCCUCAAACAACUUAGAAUAAUGUAAGUACAAAAGUUGGCAAAAUCAUAACACUGUUCUAGUGCUUUUUGGAUAUUUAACAACACAAUCUCACUGCAAUUUGUAACUUUUUGAUUUAUUGGCUAAUUUGUAUGAAUUAGUAUGAUCUCAUUCAUACAAUUUAGUAUGAUUUGCUCAUUUAUCAAUGAGGUUUGGGUUUAGGGGUGAGGUUGGGUGCCACGCCUACUUUUUAAAAUCGAACAUUUUCAUACGACUGAACUGACAAAACAUAAAAGUUGCAUUUCAUCGAGAUCGGGCUGACAUUUUAAUAAACAAAACGUACAUAUUGUGCCUUUAAACGAUGUUAAAAUUUGACUUUCAUUAUAUCAUUAAAAAGCAUUGAAAUGUUGAAUAUUUGUGUACAACAGAUGAAAGAAAGUAAAGGUGUAAUGAUGUAGUAAUGAGCGAUGAGAGUAAAUGAUGACAAUUUUCAUUCUUGGUUAAAAUGUAUUUUAGGGAUAAACAGCCAUUUAAAACAAAUCUAGGGUCUGUGUUUUUCCAACUGUGUUAGCAUAUCCAGGUUGUCCCAUACUCUCAGCAGGUUAUAGAAGUAAAUACUCAGUGGCAUUUUUGUUAAUAUACUGACUAAACAUCCUUGCUUUGUCUGAAUUCAACAUCGUUUUAUAUGUUGGAAUAACAUAAUUAUGGGCAUGAUAUCAUGGCCAAAGCAAACCCCACAUACAUUUUCCAAGUUGUCAGUAUUAACUUAAGUAGUGAUUUGUUGUUUAUCGUUGAACUAAUGCUCUGUGCUUGCACUAUAUUUUGUUGACAUGUUUAGUUUGAGAAGUAAAGCCAGUCACAGAGGACAGAUUGCUGAUAUACGCUGAUUUCUCAGAAACCCCAGUGCCUUGCAGUCCUUUUUUUUUUUUUUUUCAGGGCAAAUUUAUCGUCCAACUAGGCACAACACAUCACAGCUGUCUGUCUGUGGCCAGUUUUGAAAGUGUAAAUGAUUCGGUUACGUAAUUGAAAGCUUCACUUUUUCUUAUGUGUGAUAUGUACCUACAUUUUCAGUGUCCGUUAUGUGGAGUUUGUAAUCAGGUUUCUGGUAACAUUUUAAUGGAGAGAUUUAAUUUACCUGUGUGAAUGAAGGGUUCAUAUUUUUAAUUGUGCAUACAGUAAAUGUACCAUAACUGAAGGAUAAGCUGUACUCAACUGUGCACUGAGCCGAGGUGAGUAUAACAGGAAGUUAAAUGAUGUUUAAGGCUUUCCUACAAGGAAAUGCAUUGUGAAUGAAGCUUGUACACCCUACCUGUAUUAAGCUUUGAGUCAUUCAUAAUCAUCUAAACUCACACACGUUCUGUAUCUGUAAUCUAUGGCUCCUUGUCUGCAGUGUACUUGCCAUUUAUCUGUUUCUUAUUAUUAAAAGUAAAUAAAAAUAGUAUGAAAUACACUG
Molecule: messenger RNA, 5613 nt
Organism: Danio rerio (zebrafish)
Lineage: Eukaryota; Metazoa; Chordata; Actinopteri; Cypriniformes; Danionidae
Source: RefSeq, a predicted model, not a curated record